AUGAAUAUCCAUGGGGACAUUGGCACCGCCCCGUCCAACCUUAGUUUGCUUGCGAGCCGUCCUGAACGAUGUAUAGCCACAGAUCAAGCUGGGAAAAACCAAGUCAUCGUCACGGCGGCGACAACUCCACCAGGCGAAAAGUUAGGAAAGGGGAAAGGGCUUCGUUUCGUCAUUAUGCGAGCGCCAAACCUGGAGAAACGACAUUCGUCACAUUCACGGAGACUGAAAAAGAGACAAGCCAAAUCAUGCGCCCCCCCAAAACGGGACCCUUUUCCACCGCUGAGUCCUCAGAGGGCCUUGGGACAUCCAAGAAGAGACGAAUUCAAUGCUUUGCCGAUCGAAAAUACUCGCUCUGUUGAUAUUGCACUCGACUAUGUAGUGGUUCACCUGUUGCAUGAUCCAUUCAGCUCUCAUACCAAUGAACUACCAAAUGUCUACCUGCCAGUCCUCAGACUAGGCAUGGAACACGAAGACCUGUUUGAAGCAAUUGUGGCCUUCUCAUUGGUCCAUCGAGAAACCAACUACUCCUACGCCCGAAUCAAAGUCACGCCUGAUAUUGCCUAUCACAAUGGUCGGGCUAUUGAAGCUUUGCGGAAAAAGUUGACGAAUCCGAAAACUUGCGCCGACGAUGCUGCUAUUUUGACAUCUUUGCUCUUGACUGACGGCGCAGCGAAGUAUGGGACUCGAGCAGAAUUACUCGUUCACUACACGGGCUUAAAAAGAAUGGUUAGCAUGAGAGGUGGCGCAGAAGCCCUGGGGAAAGAUGGCACGCUGAGGGCGGUGCUCGAAUAUGCAGAGCGCGUCGCGGACUUGACAGGCGUGUCCAGAGAAACGGAAGCAGUCAGAACGAGUGACGACAAACGAUGUUCGCAAGAACCAGACCUGCCAAUUUCGCGCCUGCAAUAUCCCGCACAUCCAUUUCCUCCCGAUCUCUGCACCGGCCUCGCAGAUCUUUCUGAGGGCUUUCGAGAGCUUGCACUCUCUUGUCGAUUGAGCACCGAAGUCAUCAGAUUGGUUAUCGCCGCGCACAAGCAAAUCUGCGUAGACACAGAAGACCGUUACCCACGUACCAGGAUCUACUGUCCAACCAUGGUGGUAUUGUAUGCGAAGCGAUAUCUCGAAGUCUCGGACCGCGUCACUGAAUCUAUUGUCUGCCUAAGCAUCAUCAUGAUCAGUAUGCGGUCGUUUGCAAGCUACUUUCGCGCUCAAGAUCGCCUGCUGCUGGAGAAUCUUGUUUUACUCGCCUCGAAGCGUGGAAUUGAAGAAUCGACCUUGGACCAAUACCAUCACUUUGUCUGGACCAUAAUUAUGGCCGCCGAAGGUUCUCGAAGUGAUGUACUUUCUCCAUAUGUGGACACGCUAAUAUGCACGUUACUGGGCCCCAGUGCACGGAACGAGCUGAAAGCACAGGACUUCCUGCAAGACUGGACAAAAUUGGAGAAGAUACUGAAGAAGUACCUCUGGCGGAGUGAUCUGCUGUACGAGUGGAAAUGUACAUGGGAGUCUGCCAUGGCGUCCUUGAAAAUGGAAUCCGAACGCAACAAAAAGUCAUCCCGAAGUUGGGGGGACCGCUCUGGUGUUUCAGAUUGA
Rhinocladiella mackenziei CBS 650.93 is the source of this 1590-nucleotide messenger RNA. RefSeq lists its product as uncharacterized. The transcript is spliced from 4 exons. The record is from RefSeq and is a predicted model, not a curated record. NCBI's taxonomy places the organism in Eukaryota, Fungi, Ascomycota, Eurotiomycetes, Chaetothyriales, Herpotrichiellaceae. Bases 1 to 1590 code for a protein of 529 amino acids.